Chanos chanos (milkfish) is the source of this 7299-nucleotide messenger RNA. It is a transcript of the gene ralgapa2, whose product is annotated as Ral GTPase activating protein catalytic subunit alpha 2. Gene Ontology annotation, cellular component: cytoplasm; nucleus. Lineage: Eukaryota; Metazoa; Chordata; Actinopteri; Gonorynchiformes; Chanidae. The transcript has 41 exons. Gene Ontology annotation, biological process: regulation of small GTPase mediated signal transduction; positive regulation of GTPase activity. Gene Ontology annotation, molecular function: GTPase activator activity. The record is from RefSeq and is a predicted model, not a curated record. Bases 110 to 6130 code for a protein of 2006 amino acids.
AGUUUACCAAGCAAGCGCAGCAAGUCUGGUGGCCAAGUGGCACAUAAAGAGACGGACUGAAUGAUAAAACGGAGGUAAAGCGGGUUUCAAAAUUGCCUUUUACAGCGGAAUGUUCACUCGCAGGGGUUAUGGAGACGUCAAGAAAUCUACACAGAAAGUUCUGGACCCAAAGAAGGAUGUAAUAACCCGGUUAAAGCAUCUUCGGUCCCUGCUAGACUUCACUGAGAAGAGUGAACUGAAGGCAUUCUUCGAAAACAACUGUUCACAGAUAUAUUUUAUCUUCUAUGAAAAUUUCAUUACACUGGAAAGUAACUUAAAGCAAAAAGGGAACAAAUCCCACCGGGAGGAGCUGGACUCCAUCCUCUUUAUUUUUGAGAAAGUUCUUCAGCUGCUUCCAGAAAAAAUUAACAGUCGUUGGCAGUUCCAUAGUAUAGGAUCCAUUCUCAAAAAGCUUUUGCACACUGGAAACUCAUUUAAGAUCCGCUGUGAGGGGAUUCGUCUGUUCCUGCUGUGGCUGCAGGCUCUGCAGAAUAACUGUGAUGAAGAGCAGCUUCUAAUCUUCGCCUGUCUAGUGCCAGGAUUCCCUGCCGUGCCCUCGUCACGAGGACCCUGCACACUGGACACCAUCAUCUACAACCCAUUCUCACACACACACGAUGCCAAGAUAGUGCCAGAGGAGAUUACCCCACUGGUGCCCGCUGUACCCGGGGAAAAGGUGGCAGAUGACCAGACAUGUUACAUCCUCCAGACUCUACUGAAGUUUAUGGUGGUCCAGGCGGCAAGCUUAGAGUGGAGAAAUAAAGACUCCCAGGACUCAGGCUUCAGGUUUCUGUUCUCCCUCUUCAAGAAGUACUACCUGCCACACAUCUUCCCCUCCUUCACCAAGCUCACCAACCUCUACAAACCUCAGCUGGAUCUGCCUCACCACAGGCCGAAGCCCUUGUAUGUUCCAGUGACGCGGAACAGUGAGAGUACAUAUGUUACACGUGACCAGUACCUGGCUCCCCGUGUUGCCUUUAUCACCUGGCUUGUCAACUUCUUCCUGGAGAAGAAGUACAUUAGCUCCACCCAUAGCACCAAGAAUGGCACAGAAGUCCUCCCUAAAAUCAUCCAGACUGUGGCUGCAGGCAGCAGCAGUCAGGAGAAGAGUGGUGAUGCAGAGGCCAGUGCUGGACCAUCAGACCCAGAGAAGAGUCACUCAAACAGCAGCACGCUGUCAGACCGCCGGCCCAGUGACUCCAGCAUGUGUAGCAUAGAGGAGGAGCAUCGCCCUGUUUAUGACAUGGUCUACUCCAUUCUGCUCUCCACACGAGAUAAUGUCAACUUUGUCAAUGAGGUCUUCCAUCAGGCCUUCCUGUUGCCCUCCUGUGAGGCCUCAGCAACCCGUAAAGUCAUCAAGGUGUACAGGAAGUGGAUCCUACAGGAGAGGCCUGAGUUUAUGAAUGAGCCUGACAAACUCAUUGAGGAGGAGGAGGGAGAGGAAGAGCAUAUAGUCACACAAACUGACAGCACACAAUCAGAGACUGCGGAGGCUCAUGGCCAUAAGAGGUCAUCCAGCUGGGGUCGAACAUACUCCUUCAGCAGUGCAAUCAACAGAGGUUGUCUGACUGAGGAGCAGAAUCUUCAAAUUAAGGCUGGACUGCAGCCUACCCUACAGGUGUUUCUGACUAACUCGGCGAGUGUGUUUCUGCUGGAGCCAUGUCAGGAUGUGCCCAAGCUGCUGCAAGAUCAGGUGGAUGUUUGUAGAGGAGUUCUCAGCAUCUACAGACGCAUGAUUAUGGAGCAAAACAUGAACAGACAGACCUGGGAGCAGAUGCUGCAGGUGCUGCUGAGGAUCACUGAUGCUGUGAUGAAGAGGUCGCAGGAUGGUGAUAGGAAGGACGCAUUCGCUCACAGCCUGGCCAGCAGUCUCUUCAGGACGAUCAUCGUUGCGUGGGUCAGGGCUAAUCUAAGUGUGUUUAUCUCUCGUGAGCUGUGGGAUGAGCUGUUGGCUGUAUUGUCCUCUCUCAGCCACUGGGAGGAGCUGGUGCAUGAAUGGGCGUCCAUUAUGGACUCACUGACCUCAGUUCUGGCUCGCUGUGUCUACGGCCUGGACCUGAAUAACCUGCCCCUGGACAAGCUCUCUGAACAGAAAGAGAAGAAACAACGUGGCAGAGGUGUGAUGCAAGAUUCUCAGAAGUCCUCUGCAGUGGCUCGUUCAUUCUCCCUGAGCUGGAGAAACGCUGGAGAUCCAGGUACAAUUCAGGAGCCAAUGAGGUUCCGCAGUGCCACAACAACCGGAGCUCCUGCUGUGGAGAAAGCGCGUAAUAACGUCCGUCAGAAAGCAUCAGCUAAGCGAAGCCAGUCUAUCAGCAACUGUGUGCAUCUCUACGAGGCUUUGCCUGCCGCUAAGAGUGUACCAAUGCUUCUCCACACUUUCUUACCUGGUAUCUCUCACAACUCUUACUGUUCUCACAGACUCUCAGAUGUUGAGGAGUGUCAGCUGUCAGAGUGUGGUGGGGAGGGAGAAGGUGGAGAAGACUGUACACUCCCCCGCAGCAGCAGCACCUCCGAUAUUACACACCAAAUCACAGACUCUUUUGCAGGCCAGAGGAAGAGAGAGGACUCUCCAAAUGCAGGCAGCUCCGAUGGCAGGACAUGGCAAUGUGAGAGCAACUCUACAGGGAGAAAAGAGACAGAACCACCAACGAUUUUGAUACGUCGGAGUAGCAGUCCGUCAGAGCUGGAGCACCAAGGGGAGACCCUGCCUACGUCCUUGAAACAGAGACUCCGUGAGAAAAGUGAGAGUGUUAGCAGUGAGACAUCAAAUGGCUUCGUGAAUGAGGCAGAUUGUGGACUGUUAGCCUGGCAGGCAUUCCAGGAGGAGGAGCACGAUUCUUCCCCACCCAAUGACGUCAGUGCGGCUGUGGACACAGAAAGCCAGAGGAGUCUCUUACUGAGCCACACAGACGCACUGGCAGACAGCAGUGAGUACCUGGCUGAUGAUAUCAGCAUUAUUGCAGGAGGCAGUUUAACUGGUUGGCAUCCAGACUCUGCGUUCGUGCUGUGGCGGAGGAUUCUGGGUAUUCUGGGAGAUGUCAAUAACAUUCGCUGCCCCCGUAUCCAUGCCAAGGUGUUCAGCUACUUGUAUGAACUCUGGCACAAACUGGCUAAGAUCAGAGAUAAUUUGGGUAUCAGCAUGGACAGUCAGUCAUCUCUACACAAACCCCUCUUCAACCCUCCUCUCCGUAUGCUGGCCUCCUGGCUUUUCAAGGCCACCAUGUUACCAGCAGAGUUUAAGGCAGGGAAACUACAGGCCUACAGACUCAUCUCUGAAAUGAUGACCAAACACCAGGAUGUUCUGCCAAAUAGUGACUUCUUGGUUCAUCUUUACCACGUCAUGCAUAAGGGCUUCACCAGUGAGGACCAGGAUGUGUUGAACACAGUGGUGAGGUGGUGUUCUCCAAGGUUUUUCUCUUUGGGGUUGCCAGGUUUCACUAUGCUGGUUGGAGAUUUCAUCACUGCAGCUGCCCGUGUGCUCAGCUCCGACUCGUUUGAGGCUCCACGUGUUGAAGCUCAGACAGUGCUUGGGUCUCUGGUGUGUUUCCCAAAUCUGUACCUCCAAAUCCCAUCCCUGCAGACUGUCCCAGGGAGUGAAGAAAUCGUGGUGGGCAGGGAGGACAUAAAGGACUACCUGGUGAAUAUUUUGUUGAAGACAGCGCGUAAUGAGCCAUGUGAGGAGGCCAGGUGUAUCGCUAUCUGCAGUCUGGGUGUGUGGAUUUGUGAAGAACUGAUGCAGGAGAAAAUUCACCAUCACGUGAAGGAUGCCAUCAACGUGCUGGGUGUCACUCUGAAAUUUGGGAACAAGGUUGUGUCUCAAGUGGCAUGUGAUGUGUUCCAACUGCUGAUUUGUCACUGGCAGCAGCUUCAAAUGCUGGACCAUUCCCUCCCAAAGAGAAUCAUUGAGAUCUUUGUGGCCACCAUUGCGUUUUUGCUGCCUAGUGCGGAGCACUCCACCGUGGAGGCAGAUAAAAAGUUAAUGGUUUGCCUGCUGCUGUGCCUGCUGGACUGGUGUAUGGCUGUCCCUCUGUCAAUACUCCUUGAGCCCACCAGUAUGCCUGUUCUGGACGACCCUGCAGCCCCCAAACCCCCUCUUCUAGACUACAUCUACAGGGUGCUACACUGUUGUGUCUCUGGCUCAAACUUGCACACUCAGCAGAGUCACUACCUCCUGAGCCUGGCUGACUUGGCCACUGACUACGACCCCUUCCUUACACUUGGCCAGGUCAGGAACUCUGAAGCUCCCCCAUCACACAACACCUCAGGAGAUUUUGGCAACCUGCUCACUGUGGCUGAGGAAAAGAAAAGACGGAACAUGGAGCUGAUUCCUCUCACUGCCCGAAUGAUAAUGACGCACCUCGUGAACCACUUGGGCCACCAUCCACUCAGUGGCGGUCCGGCACUCCUGCACAGCCUGGUGACUGAAAACCAUGAUAACCCUUAUGUUGAGUCAUCAGAACUCUCCUCCGAGGUCUUCAAAAGCCCCAACCUGCAGCUCUUCGUUUUCAACGACAGCACACUCGUGUCUUACCUGCAGAUCCCCUCUGAAAACUGUUUCAGUGGCAGUAACGCGAGAGAUCACUCGUCUGAGGUCCGUGUGAUUGUGCGCGAUAUCUCGGGGAAAUAUUCUUGGGACGGUGGCAUUCUCUAUCGGACUUUAGAUGGGCCUGUCUCACGUUCUAGCGAUAGAAGCCAUUUUCCCGCCGACAGUGUCACGGUUUCCUCAGCUCUGGCCAAGACCCAGACCUUAUCAUCUCAUGCGAGUGAAUGUUCUUUGUCUGUGGAUGUGGAGGAAGGGGUGGAUGUUCUUGACCAGCUUCUGGAGGAUUUGGGCCACAGCAGCCCUGAGUGCCUACCCCAGCCCCCGCUCCGACUAACCGAGCCCGCACCUCCUCCUGUGGGCAUGAACCUAGAAAUGGAGGCAGAGAUCAUGGAGGCUUUAGAGAGGCAGACGCAGCAGGAGGACGAGGAGGUGUCCAAGAGGAGAAUAGGAGAUCCAAGUGUACGAGCAGCCCAACAGAAGGAGCCUAUGCAUCAGGAACCCAAAGCUCCAUUCUACUUCUGCAGGCUCCUACUGAACGAUCUGGGCAUGAACUCAUGGGACAGAAGAAAAAGCUUUCAUCUCUUGAAAAAGAACUCCAAGCUUUUGAGGGAACUGAAGAAUCUGGAUUCAAGACAGUGCCGAGAGACGCACAAGAUUGCUGUUUUUUAUAUCGGAGAAGGACAGGAAGAGAAGAGCUCCAUUUUGUCCAACGCUGAGGGCAGUCAAGCCUAUGAGGACUUUGUUUCUGGACUGGGCUGGGAGGUUGACUUAGCCACUCACUGUGGGUUUAUGGGAGGUCUUCAGCGGAAUGGAAGCACUGGGACCACAGCACCAUAUUAUGCUACAUCCACGGUGGAGGUUAUCUUUCACGUGUCCACACGCAUGCCUUCAGACUCUGAUGACUCACUCACCAAAAAGCUGCGUCAUCUGGGGAACGACGAGGUUCAUAUAGUGUGGUCAGAGCAUACCCGGGAUUACCGGCGAGGAAUUAUUCCCACAGAAUUUGGUGAUGUUCUCAUCAUCAUCUACCCCAUGAACAACCACAUGUUCUUCAUUCAGAUCAUCAAAAAACCACAGGUUCCAUUCUUUGGGCCUCUGUUUAAUGGCUCUAUAGUAACGGGCGCUCUGCUACCCAGUUUGGUGCGUGCUACAUGCAUCAAUGCCAGCAGAGCUGUGAAGUCUCGCCUGACACUGUACCAGAGCUUCUACGAGGAACGGGCAUUGUAUCUGGAGGCUGUCAUUCAGAAUCACAGAGAGGUCAUGACAUUUGAGGACUUUGCUGCUCAGGUCUUCUCACCUUCCCCUAACUACUACCCCAUGAGUGGGACAGCGUGGAGGCGUUGGCCUGGGAGGCUUUGGGACGUGGAGUCUGUUUGGGCCAAGUUGGACUGGUCUCUCAGCGGCAGUACGAGCACUGAGCUCACCGUUACCACGGCAACUGGCGACUCCACAGAGCAGCCAUCUCCCACAAUGCCUCGUGCCUCAAAACACCGCGUUUCUGGAAAACUACGCCGAUCAGCUAGCGCUAUCAGCAAAUCAUCCAACUGAAUGCCACACAUCCACACACACACACACCCUCAGAACGUCCACUGCUAAAAAGACUGGGAUUUUGUUUUGGGUGGGGCUGUUUAUGUUUGUCGCUAAUAACUGGAAAAUGAUUGUGUUUAUUUGUUGUUUUGUUUGUUUUAAUUUAAGAAAAAAGGAUUGUUGUUGUUAUUUGAAAUUGUUUGCCAUUUGAUAUAUUUUUUGCUGAUCAGAGGUGAAAUUGCUAUCACACUAAAUAAGAGGGUGCUUGGACACCAUGAAGAGAAAACUGUAUCUUUGCCUCACUGUGCUCACCCAGCUAAUUGUAUUCAGCAAACUCUUUAUCAGUUUAUAUACUUACUACGCAUGAAACUUGAUGAAAGACAUUGUGCUGGAAGUUGUUGAAUUGUUUUAACUUGAAUGCAAAGAUGUCUGAUUUUUUUUAUGCCAGUUGUGGACUGCGAUUCCUGUAAGCAUUCAGACUGCAGUUCUCUAAAACACAUUACAUGAGAAAAGAGAGAGAGAAAACAGACAUUUUUUUUUAAAGCUGUCUCUCUAUUUUCUCAUUAACUCUAAAUGGCAAAAUGGGAAGUUGCUUGAAAGCAGUGAAGGAACAGUGAGAACUAUACACUCUGUCUCUGUCUGUCUGAUUCGUUCAGUGUGAAGCUCAUCAUGCUUCCAGUCAUCCCAUCUCUGAAACUGAGACCAGCUGGGACAGCAUAGAGUAGAGGUGUACAGUGGGGGAAAAAAAAAAACAUUUUGAAGUUCUCAUUGUUUUGCUCAUAAGAUCUGUUUUCUGUGUUCUGUGAAAGAAUGCGUUUGUACACACACCCUCCCAUUUUCUUCAAAGACACUGACGUGAAAUAUUGCUCAUAGGAAUGAUGAUGAUUGUGGUCUGUUGUCUGUCCAUUCUCACCUUAAUAUGACCCUCUCAUUCAGGAAAGACAGAUGGACUUUAUUAGAGAAUUUUCAGUUUGUUUUAAUCCAGUGACUGUAGCAUAGAGGAACAUGCUCCUGUUUAGACUGUGAAUCACUGACUAAAGACAAUUUGAAUCUUAUGCAUUCUGUCACACAGUAUGUAUGAAAACAUUUCUUUAUGGAAACAGCCAUACAAGUACCUAAAAAAGCAUUCAUAUUAUCACCUUUACCUGUUUGUGUGUGUCUGCGUGCGUGCGUGCGUGUGUGUGUGUCUG